AUGGUCCUAAACUUUGAUGAUGAAUUGAACUUUCAAGACUAUCCGAAUUUGAGUGACUACAAACAUCAACGUAAUAGAAAACAAGACACAACAGCCAAUGAUAGAACCCCAUCAGUUAAUCAAGAUAAUUUUACAUUAAGUAAUGAUAUAUCGUCACAUAUCCAAAUAGAUUUUUCUGCUGCAGAAUGGGAGUACUUGACAAAUCAUUGUAUUCCUGCAAGUACAUAUGAUGCUAGUAGAGUAGAAAUAUCUCCAUCAAUAUCUAGUCAAACUUUCCAACUGUUACGACCUUCGUUUUGUUCCGAAUAUGACACAGAUACAACUGAUCUAAUGGGAAUUGUGGAUCAACAAAAUCACCACCAAGAACAAGAACAUCAACAACAACAACAUCAACACAUUCAACUGCAACUACGUCAGACAAUAAAUCUACUGAAUUGUGAUCACCAACAACAACACCAACAACAACACCAACAACAACACCACCACCAACAUCAUCCACAGCCACAUCCACAACUACAGCUACAGUUACCCUUGCCAUUACAGACUCAAGAUAUACAUCAGUCACCAACAGAACGACAAUACCAACCAGAUUGUCAAAUACAACUGCAUAAGAAUUAUCACCUUGAACAGCCCAUACAUACAACAUCAAACAGUAAUACUACACCAUCAACCAAUUGUAAUAUCAAUCUAAUUUCAAAACCACCGGAUGACUUUUGUUUUCCGUCCAAUUUAGAUUACAACACAUUUCUAGAAAAUAUGAUGGAUAAAGAUAACCUAAAUUGUGAAAGAGGUUUCACAUCAAACACAGGAGAUGCAACUUGUUCAACUCCUUUAUUUAAUCCAGAAAAUUAUGACCAUGAAUUAUACAUGUUGCAACAAGAAUUGCAAGAAAAUUCAAUUCCAUUAGAACCUUACCAACCACAAUCCCUUGAAAAAAAUAUUCACGAUGAUGAAGAAGAUGAAGAAGAGGAAGAAGACGAUUUCAUGGGUCCGAAUUCUGAUUUGUUAACUACUGCAAAUACCACUGCUGUUUCUGCUACUACGGCAACUCUGCUGAUACUGCUGAUACUGUUGGUCAAAUCACCAUCACAAAUAUUAGUUGACUUUGAUGAUUUUGUAACAUCACCCAUAUAUGAAUGGCCAAGUGAUGAGACAUGUGGUCAUGUAAAUUUAAUGAAUAACAUAAAAGUAAGGUUGGCCAAUUUAGAACCGAAAACUGUUAGUGAUGCAGUAAGGAAAACCAUUAGAGAAGAGUUUAUAAUACAAGAUUUGUUUCUUAAUGGACAAUCACCCCUACCGCCAGAAAUACCCAAAUCUAUACGAAAAAAAUCCGAUAGAGAUGUUGAAUGGACACCUCUUAGUGUUUAUAAAGCUUAUACAAAUAUCAAAUCACCAGCAAAUGGUAAAGAAGCGUACAAUCAUUUAGUACCUUACACAUCAUGUAUUGGAACAUUGAAUUAUCGACCCAAAGAUCAUGCUGCCUGGAAACGAGCACCCAAUAGGCGUCGAUAA
Messenger RNA from Candida tropicalis MYA-3404, 1512 nucleotides. RefSeq names its product Fgr12p (gene FGR12). NCBI's taxonomy places the organism in Eukaryota, Fungi, Ascomycota, Pichiomycetes, Serinales, Debaryomycetaceae. The record is from RefSeq and is a predicted model, not a curated record. The coding region runs from base 1 to 1512 and encodes 503 amino acids. The transcript has a single exon.